CCUCCGCUGUGAUUACGCAAUUCGGCCAGCGCUAGCAGCUGGGCAGAACCCAAACACUGAGCGCCUGAUCGCGCCGCGGUCCUUCAAGUGUCGCCCACGCGCACCUCGGGUCGGCCGCGCGGCGCCGAGCCGCCAGCCAGUCUGGCCAGAGACGGGGCAGCGACGGCAGCAGCGGGAUCGCCUCCUCCUUGGCUAUCGAGAGCGUAAACGAGGUUCCACGGAAACGGUCGUGAGUGGCUUAGAGGCCGAUCCAACAGCUUUAGGUGACGUCGGCGGAUACGAGCCGAGUUUAGACGUCUGAGAUUCGAUUUAGGUGACUCCAGAUCCUGCACAGCGACUGAAGGAUAACUUCAGCAGCGCGAUGACGCUGACACAGGAACCGUCAGAGUCUGAUCAGUCGCCGAUCGCCGGCGUCGGACGCAGUUACAGUCUGCGGGCCCGCUCACUGCAGAAGCGGCAAGAAACGGAGCGCCGGUGUGCCGAGCCGCGCGCGCCGCGCCCCAAACAGCGUGCAGCGCCUCUCAGCAAGUACCGACGCAAGACGGCCAACUUCCGCGAGCGGGAGCGCAUGAAGGACAUCGGCCGCGCGUUCGAGGUGCUGCAGUCUGCGCUGCCGGCGCCGCUGCUGGAGCGGGGUGAGAAGCUGACCAAGGUGACGGUGCUGCGACUGGCGGUGAGUUACAUCCAGGCACUGGGCGCGGCGCUGGAACAGGAGCCGCCGCCGUCACCGGCGCCGUCAGCCUCCUCGGGGUCUUCAACAAUAUCCGGGGGGUCACCGAGAGUCAGUCCGGCGCCUCCUCCUCCGGUACCCUCUCCCCCAGAGACCGCGGCGGUCGCAGCACCACCGACCAGCUCCGUCAUGUUCCGGGACGCCACCCUGGACGCGUCUGAUCCACUCGACAGUCUAGACGAGCUGACGGACUUCCACCUGCCUGAUGGUUUCGAUGUGCUGCUCUCAGAUCCAGACGAGGGCAUCAGUGUGACCUGCUCCGACUUCGGGGACCUGCCCAGCCCCUGAGGCCAUGUGUAGGGGCGUCAGGUCGGCCCACCAAACGACCAGGAGAGAAAUGAUGCGGCACCAGCUCACGCCUGUCUCCAAGAGCUCAUGGCAAGACCGGUGGUCGACCCAGUGUUGCAUUGACGAGUCCGCUCAUGAAAACAGGAUGCACAGCCGGUAUCCUCGGACCCUCCGCCCCUGCAGGACAGGGACACUUGUUGAUGGCCGACACACGACUCGAUCUGACGACCGGAGGACGUCAAAGGUAUUGAUCGCACUAUACAACGAGAACAGCCCGCACCCGUGUAACACCGCCUCAAUAAACAGCGACCUCAGAGACGGACACAGAGGCCCAAUAAAUCGUACAGCAGUCUCACGGAUUUAGGUACCAUUGGCCGCACUGUGCACGUUUACGAUGUAAUUGCCGUGAUAAAUCUGGUAUGAACCUGUUCGGGUUCAGUGUCGAUGGUUAUUGCAGAGCGCAUCAAACCGUGAAUCGGCAAAUAGCUAUACAGGAGCCGCCUUUACCUUGAGCCACGCGGCCUCACCCUUGUGUACAUUCAUUCACGGCUCAAUAAUCUAUUCAAAAAAUGUCCAGGAAUGAUGCAUGUCGGAAAAUAUGCCUGUCAAUGCUCAUAAAGUGAAAUACCAUUGAUGUUGCGGUUUUAGGCAGUCAUACUUACAAAAAUACUGCAUUUUGCGGAUGGUUUUGACCGGUCGCGCUGACAGGAACCAUGUCUCCGGUACAAGCGACACGGCGAUGUCUCCGAGUCGGAGUCUCACUCCGUGCCCGUCCCCGGGUCUGGUCUGACAACUUCUCUCUGCCUCAGGGAAUGGCGGUGCAACCGUGACCGGCGCUGGACGUCGACAGAAGCGUGAAGUCAUCCGUAUCACCCACCGAACCCGCCGACCGAACCACCGAGACCCUCCACUCUGACUGACCUGGCGGUGGUCAGAGCCGAGAUCACGCUGUCUUUAGCGCUAACCGAGUGUCGAGCAGGCCCCUGAGCGGUUUGGAUUUGUCAUGGAGCUCCGUGGAGAGGGCACUCAGCAGGAGAGCCUCCCAGGGUGGUCACUGGUCAGCACCUGGGCAAACAGUUCCGUGGAGAGUCUAAGAGGUCUCAGAGUCCACGGCGGGCUCAGGUCCGGGGCCAGUCAGCGAGCGGCGGUACCGUCUCUGACGGCCGCGGCUGUUCACAUGCAUCAGACAGAUCAUCUCGCACAUAAUCCUCCAAAUGUCUCAUGUACAUGCAUCGCGCCGUUUUUAUGGCUACUGAACACGGCUUGGGCCGGUCCCGAGAGCGCCGGUUAUGUUUUACUCGUGUGAUAACCGCUUUCCGACGUGAAAAGGGGCUCUUCAACACGGUCGGGACCCGGCUGACUAGAGGUGAAGUGUUGCUGAACCAGCGGGAGGACCACAAAGACACCAUGGGUGGUCUCCGAGCUCCGGUUGAUCCUCGAGCACGAGUGACGUGAUAAUAUUAGAGCUCUUGGUAAUGGGAAGUGAUAAAGACGAAUUAUAUUCUUUUGUGUGAUAGGGAUAAUGCUUUAGUGUUUGGACGAUAUUAGUUUGGAUCUCGAGCAUUGAUACAGUAACGUUCGUAAUCGUGCUGUCGAAACGACUCAAAGUCAAACCUGGAUGUUGACUUGUCGGUUAGCUCUUCAUGUGGCUUAAUACCUUUGAUAUGCAUGUAAACAAGCGACAAGCAUCAUAUGCCGUAGUGUGGUACAGCUGAGAAAAGACAAGCUUUUCAUGAAAUGAUGUCGAAACACGUUGCCAUCCUGGCGUGCAUUAUCGAAAUGAAAUGUGCACUGUGCAGUCGGCGUACACUAAAAUCUCAACAAUAUGCUAUUUCAUGUUUUAUAGUACAACUUGUUCGGACCCUGUCGGCUUGUGUCAACAUCCUCUUUGUUUGCAUGCGACCGGUACAAAUACAUCAGGUCAACGGGAAUCUUAUGUGACUCAAGCCCUUCAACAUGUCAUUUUGCAUGAAAACAUGUGCCUAUCAGCUCAGCACAAACAUG
Molecule: messenger RNA, 3022 nt
Organism: Amphibalanus amphitrite
Lineage: Eukaryota; Metazoa; Arthropoda; Thecostraca; Balanomorpha; Balanidae
Product: helix-loop-helix protein delilah-like
Exons: 3
Coding region: 362-1018 (218 amino acids)
Molecular function (GO): protein dimerization activity
Source: RefSeq, a predicted model, not a curated record